UUCAAACGAAAUGCGGCUUUCGUUUUGAUUUGAAAAAUUGAUUAGAAUACCCCUUGAUGGUACGCCCAUGUUUUGUGCUUACACAUUUCAUUUAUAAUGUCAGUUGAUAUCAUCUCCUACGAAGAAGAGCCCUCUAAACAAUCAUCCGCGAAAAGCUCGCAGAGCUCUAACGCAACGAAAGAGAGCGAAAAUUGCUACGAAUCGGUAGCGCACAAAUGGCUCAGUACCCCUAAACAAUUCUACAGAGGCUCUUUGUUGUACGGAAACCUGCACGGCUCCGGCAUAUACCUCUACGAUGAGGCGAAGAAGAUUUUCUACAACGGGUUCUUCUACGCCAAUAAACUGGAGGGUUAUUGUCAGGUGUUCUAUCACAGCAGCAGCACUUACUUCCAAGGCUUGUUCAAGGACAAUAAAAGAUUCGGACCGGGCGUUUUGACCUACUCAAAUGGACAUCAAGAUGUGGGUUUGUGGGAUGGAUUUUCUUUGGUGAGAGUCGGUAAAUCUAACAUUAACAUUCCAACGCUUUCCGUUACCAACGAAGGCAUGGUUAAAGUCUUAAAGUACAGAAGUGUAGUAGACGUGUGUCCGCAAAAAUGCCCCGACAUAGCCGAGGAGAUACUGAAGAGUCUUGGCGCUCCCGAAUCACUCCUAGCAAAAGCUAAAGAAUUAUACAACACCGACGUUAAAAACAAAAACAGUUUGUUCUUCAACAAAACGAAAUACGACCGAUACUACCCGGAGAAAAUCCCCACCAUUGAAAUAUUAGUCGACGGGCCGAGGGACGAAGAGGUCCACCAGCCAGGAGCGCAAGUCGACACCGAAGAGGAAAUGCAGGAGACACAAAUACUCACGCAGAAAGUGGAGAUGUUGAAAUGCUACGUGGACGAAAUCGAGAAGACCUUGCGCGACAUCAAAGACGAAAUAACAGAGACUGAUAAAAAAAUCGAAUUUUGCUUGAACUGUUGCAAGGCCGAUGAAGCCGAGGACAUGCGCAAACCAACGGAGAUGUCGGUCAACGAAGACAUGAAAGAUUACAACUCAACAGUCAUGAACUUUUCAGCGAUGGGUCUAGACUGGAGCAUGUCAGAUAUCCAUUCUACCUCUACACUUUCCACUGUGGGAAUCACGAAACAAUCUAGCGAAAUGCCGAAAGAGGAAUCAGCAAGGGAAACCUACGAGAAAGAAGUUUGCGAGUGCCUCGAGGAGAUGGACAUCGAGGAUUUGCGAGAGCUCGAAGUCAAACAAAUCGAGUUGAAAAAGGACGAGUUCUUCUACGACGAAAUAUACAAGCACUUGAGCGCGGAAAUCGAAAAAAUCGAAAAAGUCUUGAAUUCGAAGAAGACCGUUCGCACCAAGAAAAUCGUGGUCAAUCAAAUGAUGGCCUGGAACAACGAAGCUUUGCUCGUCGAAAUGACAAAGCACAGCUUUGUCCACAGGAAUACCGAAUAUAUGGUGAAUUUUCGCGUUCCCUCCGUACUAUUGGGAAAUCGUUUAGGGUUCAUGGAGAUUGGUCAGCAAGAAAAAUUAUGCUACGAGUAUCUCGAGCAUUGCCACUCGUCCACCCCUUUGGGGGUGAUGCGUUACCUCGUCGAUCACAAAAUAAACGUGAAUGUGACGGAUUUCAAAGGUAACAGCGGCAUGUUUUACGCCGUUAUUAACAACAAGUUCGAGAUAAUAAGGACGCUCAUAGAAUUCGGGGCUAAUUUGGACCAAAUUAACGACGACGGUGUGACGCCGUUGGGCAUUUCGAUUCUAAAUUAUCUCUCGCAUAAACAUAAAAUUAGCAAUUGGGAGACGGCUUUUCUGCCGGAAACGACGAUGUCUCAGGAGGACCAGCAUGAUAUAAAGAACUGGUAUCCCAGCAACUCGUUUAUGUCCGUUAACGGAUUAUCAUCGGCUCAGGGUUUGGGCAAAAAGCAAAAACACAAUGUCUCUUUGAGUAGCCUGAACGCCGUUUCUUGCAUUUUCACCACCAAGUUCCCCGAAUACACAACAGAAUGUAACGUAGAAAUUACCGAAGAAACAACCAAAGAAUUCGCGAACAUAACAAAAACCAUCACGUCUCUGAUACACUUCGGUGCUAAAACGAACCUCGGCGAAGCGCCCCUGCCGACCUUCCUCAUGAGCAUUUACACCGAAAACUAUUCCAUCGUGAAGGAGUUUCUAGACAACGGCGCCAACAGCAACGCUGUCACAGCCGACGAGCGUUUAAACGCUCUUCACAUCAUAGCCAGCAACAGAUGCACCGAGGAAAACAUUUUUAUAGCCAACCUAUUGGCUUCCUACGAGUGCGAUCCGAACGCGAGAACCAGCACGACCCAUUGGCAGGACCAGAAACGACAACUUCUCGUUAACGCUUUACACAUGGAAGACAUCGAAGAAGACGCCGGUAAAAACGCUCUGCACUUGCUUUGCAUGCGAACGGAUUUCCCUUCAGAUUGUUGCGAUUUCUUCGAGAAAAUCGCAUCGUUAUUCCUCAACAAAGUCGAUACCGAUGCCACUUACUUGGGAUUGGACGCGCUGCGAUUGGCCAUGGUCGCAGGAAAUCUGAAUCUGGUGGAUUUCCUCUUGCGCUCCGGUCGUUUCGAUCCCUACAAAAACGUACCGCACGAAGGCAACGUGCUGAGCAUGUUCCUCGCGGACCGAUACAAAAAUAUCCUCUCCAAAGAGGCGAAAUCGAAGAUAAUAAAACACCUGGUGGCAUCCAACGUGAACCCGCUCACUCCGUUCGACGUCUACGGCAACGUGUUCGAGUUCAUCGAGCAGGAACUGGACACCGCCAAAUCCCCCAACGAAUUGAAAGAGACGCUCAAAGAAUUGGCCGCUCAAACGCUCUACAAAAACAUCCUCUUGAACGUCUCCAAUCUACUCUACGAUUUCGCCGAAGAGAAGAACCUCGAUUGCGAAUCGCUGAGGCCGCUGUUCAAGUACCUCACGCCCGACAGUUUCUUGGACAAUCUGAAGUUGCUGUUCAAUUACGACCGCAUCGGCGCCAAGAGGUACGACAAGAACGCGAUGUUGGACGUCAUCGAACGGGUCAAGAACAAAAUCGACCGGAAAAUGUCGGUCAGUUCUCGCAACGUUAAGGUUUUCGAAGACGUCGAUUACGACGAUCGGAUCGAUUCGAUGGAUUUCAGGAAGAUCCUGCUGCCCGACAAACAGGUUAUUCUGUUUCCGCCGGGAUUAGACGACGAGAGCAAGUAUUUGGUAUGUUUCGAAUGCUAUUCGAAGAUGACCCAAACGACGUUUACUUGCCCGAUGUGCGAGUUCGUACAUUUUUGCGACAAAAAAUGCUUCGCGAACAAUUCGAAGAGGAAAACCCAGUUCAAGCACCCGUGUCAAAUAAAAGCGCCGGAGUCCAAGGUAUCGGAGGAGGCGAUAGAAGAGAAAGAAUUGAGUCUAUUGAGCGAAUGGGAUAGAAUUAAAACGGCUCGUGCGACCAAAGAGAAGAAAUAUCUGGCUCGUUUCGAGAAACACCUCCAUCACGAAAAGUUCCCUUCGGAUGGUAAACGCAAAGUCAAACGCCACAUGGUGUCGAAAACCACAACGAUGGUAUCGUGUUUGAUCAAAAAGCACGAGACCAAACAGCAACUGAAGGAUUUAUCGCAAAAAUUACACCGAUUCAGCGCCAUGGCGAAGAAGAAAUUCGAGCCGACGACGCCGAUGGAUUCGACGGAAAUUUUAUUCAAAGAGAUGAAUGCGGAUGUGUUUUCCGGAAAAUCCGUCGAAGGGAAACCUUCGGAAGCCGUUGCGAAGGUAACAAAGAAGGCGGAGAGGGCUUUGAAAAGAGAUAUUUCCAACGCAACGGGCAAAGGUGAUAAAUCGGGCGUGUGUAAAUCCCCCUGCAUGAACGUGUCCGAUAUACUGCUGAAAUAUCCGGAUACAAUAAUUUCAUCGCAUUUCGAGCCGUUGCCCAAUUUGAAGGAGCCCUAUCUAAUCAGAAAAACGCGUAAAGUCCCCGCCAAACCGCACUUUUUCAUGGAAAUGUUGUCGAAGCUGUUUCCGGACAUACAUUUGCCGGAAAUGCUGUUGCCUUAUACCUGCUAUUCCGACGGCGGUCAUCUCUAUUACGAAUUCAACAAUACGAACCUGUUUUGCAGGAAUUACAGUAUAAUGUGAAUAAAUUUUUCCC
Molecule: messenger RNA, 4132 nt
Organism: Phyllotreta striolata
Lineage: Eukaryota; Metazoa; Arthropoda; Insecta; Coleoptera; Chrysomelidae
Source: the annotation of a GenBank genome assembly